Molecule: messenger RNA, 294 nt
Organism: Iphiclides podalirius (scarce swallowtail)
Lineage: Eukaryota; Metazoa; Arthropoda; Insecta; Lepidoptera; Papilionidae
Source: the annotation of a GenBank genome assembly
AUGCUUCUAGAAGCUUUCGGCGACUUCCAGAAAGGCCGAUGGACCCGCGCGGGACACAUUCAAAUUACGGAGGCGGGUGACAUCACCGCGCAGGCAGCGGAAGCCCGCCCGGCACAACUGGCAGGAAACCAGGCGAUCCCUUUGAGUAUUCAAGAGACGUCUCGUUCGCCCUUCACCUUACAAUGUCCGCCGAGGACUACGACCCUAGCGAUCGGCUAUUUGCAUAAGAACAAAAAAAGAACUCGACACAAAUAUGGCGGUGUACGCUCGGAGGACUUAGAAUAUUGUGCAUUC